UGUGCUAGAGGAACAGACGCCUGGGUGUUGAGCGCAGUGGCGGAGAUUAGUGGCGACCACCUGUUGUGCUGUUUGGGCAAAGAAGGGAGUUUGCUAAGAAUGCUGCUGGAUUAGGACCCUCCAAUCUCACUCUGGAUUAGGACCCUCCAAUCUCACUCUUUAGAGGAAAAGAACUCUCUCUCCCUACUGGGCUUCUUGUUAAUCCAGACGCAAGCAGUGAAGCCAAGCGUCUGAGCUUCUCCGGCUGUUCGAAGUUUUUGGCGAGAGAGACGUGAAAGUAGGGUACUUUUCGGGAAACCUUCAGAGCAGGACGCGGGCGCCGUGAUGCCGGGGCCUGUGUCGGCCAUGGCGAUGCCCAUCGGCAGGGCUCCUAGUAGGCAGGACGAGCGCGUGGCGUUGCUGGAGCGUGUGGCGUCGCUGGAGCGCGUGGUGUCGCUGGAACAUGUGGCUUCGCUGGAACGCGUGCCCACGCCGUUUCGGGAACAGAGGUCCUCGAAGACGCUGCAGAAGCUGGCGCUGACGCGGCUGGUGGAGGAGUUCCUCUGGGUCGGGGGAAACAUGGGCUCCGGGUCCGGGUGGAAGCUAGGGCUCAUGGUGGAGAAAUGCAUGUCCUCCAUGCAGUCGGGUUGUCAGAUGCUGAAGCUGCGGGGCGGUCCGAAGGGUCUGGUGCGAUUCUUCUUCCUGGACGACCACAAGUCCUGCAUCCGCUGGAGACCCUCCCGCAAGAACGAGAAGGCCAAAAUCUCCAUCGACUCGCUCCGCGAGGUGCGUGAGGGGAAUCAGUCGGAGAUCUUCCAGCGCUAUGCGGACGGCAGCUUCGACCCGAACUGCUGCUUCAGCAUCUACUACGGGGAGCACAUGGAGUCCCUGGACCUGGUGUCGGGGACGGGCGAGGAGGCCCGCACCUGGAUCACCGGCCUCAAGUACCUGAUGGCCGGCAUCAGUGACGAGGACAGCCUGGCCAAGAGACAGAGGACGCGAGACCAGUGGCUAAAGCAGACGUUUACGGAGGCGGAUAAGAACGGAGAUGGCACCCUGAGCAUCAGCGAGGUCCUUCAGCUCCUGCACAAACUCAAUGUAAAUCUGCCACGGCAGAAAGUCAAGCAGAUGUUCAAGGAGGCAGACACGGAUGACAACCAGGGCACGCUAGACUUUGACGAGUUCUGCUCCUUCUACAAGAUGAUGUCCACGCGCCGCGACCUGUACCUGCUCAUGCUCACCUACAGCAACCACAAGGACCACCUGGACACCGACGACCUGGCACGCUUCCUGGAGGUGGAACAGAAGAUGACCAAGGUGACUAAGGAACACUGCAUGGAGAUUGUGAACAAGUUUGAGCCCUGCCCGGACAACCAGAAGCAAGGGGUUCUGGGUAUUGAUGGCGUCACCAACUACAUGCGGAGUCCGGCGGGCGACAUCUUUAACCCAGCGCACUACGAGGUAAACCAGGACAUGAGCCGGCCGCUGUGCGACUACUUCAUCGCCUCCUCCCACAACACCUACCUGAUGGGGGACCAGCUCAUGUCCCAGUCGCGCGUCGACAUGUACGCCUGGGUCCUACAGGCUGGCUGCAGAUGUGUCGAGGUGGACUGCUGGGAUGGACAAGAUGGAGCGCCUAUUGUGCAUCAUGGCUACACCCUAACUUCCAAAAUCCUCUUCAAAGACGUCAUUGAGACCAUCAACAAAUAUGCCUUCGUCAAGACCCCGUACCCAGUGAUCCUGUCCAUAGAGAACCACUGCAGUAUCCCCCAGCAGAAGAAGAUGGCCCAGUGCCUGAUGGAGGUCCUGGGGGAGAAGCUGGACCUGGGCUCCAUCACUCUGGACGAGUCCGGAUGCCUCCCCUCCCCCGACGCCCUCAAGGGCAAGAUCCUCGUCAAGGGGAAGAAGCUCCCUCCUAACAUUGAUGAGGACGCAGAGGAAGGGGACGUCUCAGAUGAGGACAGCGCCGAUGACAUGGAGGACGACUGCAAGCUGAUGAACGGAGACACGUCCAUGACUCGUAAACAGGUGGAGAAUGUGGCCAAGAAGAAGCUGGAUAACCUGAUGAAAGAGUCCAAGAUCCGCGACAGAGAAGACCCUGACAGCUUUACCAUCUCAGCACUGCCCCCCUCAGGCAAGAAGGACAAGGACAAGGACAAGGAGAAGUCUCCCCACAAGGAGAAUGCAGAGGACAGCGCCGACACGGCAGACGAGUCCAGCCUCAGCACCAACAAACGCACGGGGCGCUCCUUCAUAGGCAGCUUCUCCAAACGCAAGAAAAAGUCGACGAAACUGAAGAAGACUUCAAGCUUUGAGGACACAGAUACAGACCCGGAGAGCUCCAGCAGUGCAUCACGAGCACCUCUACACCAUAACAGGAAGAAGAAGACCAUGAAGCUGUCCCGGGCUCUGUCUGACCUGGUCAAGUACACCAAAUCAGUGGGCCUGCAGGACAUAGAGACACAAGCAGCUGCGUGUAGCUGUCAGGUGUCUUCCCUGAGCGAGACCAAGGGCCAUCAGAUCCUCCAGCAGAAGGCGGCCCAGUUCACCCACUUCAACCAGCGCCAGCUCUCCCGCAUAUACCCGUCCUCGUACCGCGUCGACUCCAGCAACUUCAACCCACAGCCCUUCUGGAAUGCAGGCUGCCAUCUGGUUGCUCUGAACUACCAGUCGGAGGGACGGGUUCUCCAGCUCAACCGCGCCAAGUUCUACAGCAACGGCAACUGUGGCUACAUCCUCAAGCCAGACUGCAUGUGCCAAGGUGCCUUUAAACCCAUGCUGGAGGACCCUCGGCCUGGCUGCAUGAGGAAGCAGCUGGUGCUGAAGAUCAUCAGUGGACAACAGCUGCCCAAACCCAAAGACUCUAUGCUGGGAGACAGGGGAGAGAUCAUUGACCCUUUUGUGGAGGUGGAGAUCAUCGGCCUGCCAGUCGACUGUUGCAAGGAGCAGACACGUGUGGUGGAUGACAAUGGCUUUAACCCCAUGUGGGAGGAGACUCUGGUCUUCAGUCUGAGCAUGCCUGAGCUGGCUCUUAUACGCUUCCUGGUCUGGGACCACGAUCCCAUUGGCCAGGACUUCAUUGGCCAGAGGACCAUUGCCUUCGACAGCAUGAUUCCAGGCUACCGUCAUGUCUACCUGGAGGGCAUGGAGGAGGCUUCCAUCUUUGUCCAUAUAGCGGUGAACGACAUCACUGGUAAGGUGCGGGCGGCCAGCGGCAUAAAAGGCCUGUUUCACAGAAACCCAAAGCAGGCUUCUCUCGACAGCCAUGCUGCUGCGCUGCUCAGCCGUAAGUCGGCCUUCGGGGCGCACCUGCUGCGGCGCACCGCCAGCGCCCCCUCCAAGGCCCCGGGGACCCCCAAGGCUCAGGCCCCGGCCCUGCCCGACCUCUCCACACACCCCACCAAAGACCGCAGCCCCUGCGGACCCAGGGGAGAGCAGGCGUCAGCGGCGGCCGAGGGGAGCCCGUUAGCAGUCGGUGGAGCCGGAGCCGGAGCGGACGGAGGCACAGCCCCGCGCCCCUGGGGAGGCACCAACGGCCAGCUGCCCCCGGGCGACGGCAAAGGCCUGCACCUCAUCCAGAGAUCCAUCACACUUUAUCCUGGCCUGAAAUCCAUCUCUGAGGAGCUCAGUGACCGCCCUCUCUCCUCCUCCUCCCCCACCCCUAUCCCCAUCCCCUCCCUGGCCCUCACCCCGGCGUCGCCUCUCCUCCGCUCCCCUCUCUCUCCUCCUCCUGCCCUCACCAACCAGAACCCGGACUCGGACCCCGGCCCGGACCAGCAGACGACCCACCCCCCCCACCGGAGGGCGCCGUCGCUUCCUGCUUCAGCCCCUCCUCGUUCCCAGACGCCGCCGGACAGCCAGGGGGUGUUAGAGCCACUUGACCCCCCCGCGACCCCCCCACACUCCGCUGGCAGCAUGCAGGCGCCAGUAGAGGGUCAUGGGAAGGCUGGCCCAGGUAGAGAUGGGAGUGACUCUGAGAGCCCCUCCCCCACCCAGGGGGUCCACGCUCUCCGCGCCCUCUUUGACCGCGACCCCCCCCAGGUGGCCCCCCCGCCGGUGCUUCGGACACACACACUCAGACACCCCCCCGUCAGACGCGCGCUGAGCGAGGGCCAGGUACGCGGGGGAGCAGCCGCUAAAGCUACGUCUCCGCCCACGCCCACUCCGGAGGUGGUGAUGGACGCGACGCUCGGCGACCGCAUCUGGUGCGCGCUGGACGGCAACAGUCACCGUGACAGCGUCUCCUCCUCGUCCUCCAUCUCCUCCAACGACACUGUGAUCGACCUCUCCCUGCCCAACCUGGCCUCCCGCUCCCCCCCGCCCCUGUCCUGUUCCCGCCGCCACUCCUACACCCUCCGAUCCCCCUACACAGCUCCCCCUGGUGGCCACCAGGACACCCCGCGCCCCGUCUCCAAGUCCAAGUCCAACCCCAACCUGCGACAGGAAGAGGCGGAGCUGGACGAGCUGAGGCCACGCCCGCUGUCAAAGGAGCCGCAUAGCCCCGCCCCUCCCCUCAUGCAGCGCCGCCACACCUGGAGCCGCCUCUACAUGGAGGGCUUGAAGCAGGCUGCCGCCGCGGCGACCGCACGCAGCCCCCCCCACAAGCUCCCCCCGACCCCCCUGCAGCAAACCCAGCUGGAGUCCGCCGCCUCCAAGUCCAAGAGCCUGGGCGACCUGACGUCGGACGACAUCACCUGCCACUUCGACAGCAAGUACCGCAGCAUUAGCCGCAGCUUCCUGUGCCGCCCGCCCCCCCGCGACCAGCGCCGCUUCGGCGCCCCCCCCAAGCCCCGCGACGACUUCACCGAGCAGCUGAAGCGCCUGACCGACGUGGAGCCGCUCACCUCCAGCGACUUCUCCCCGCGCCGCCCCUCCGCCAGCAUGCUGCGACCCCGGCCGGAGGCCCCCGAGGCUGGGGAGGAGUGGGAGCAGCCUCCCCCGCUGCGCCGGAUGUCCUCGCGUAGCCAGAGCCGCGUGCGCUACAUCGCCAACCGCGCCAAGCAGGCCCAAGAGCGGCAGCGCCUGCAGCAAGGCAUGCUGGGAAGGUCGGCGGCGGGCGGGCCUCUGGAGGAGAGGGGCAACCCUGAGGGGGCCUGCUCUGUGGCACGCAGCCCCUGCUCCAGCCUGGACCUUCUCAGCCAGCUGCCCCCUGCUCCCUGCCUCAGAACUACCAGAACCACCAGAACCACCAGAACAAUGAGAACCACCAAACCCAAACCCAGAGCCAGAACCUGGUAGGCCCGCAGGACAAUGGGGUGUUCUUCAGGCUUAAGCUCUGAGAAACAGAGAGGAAGUGAGAAAGAAAGAGAUGCAAUCUACUACACUGGACUGAACUAAACUGAACUAAACUGGACUGGACUGGACUGGACUGGACUGUAAUCUGGGCAAAAGAAGCACACAAUCCUGUUAUUGUAAUAAAAAUAAUAAUAAUCGUUUUUAAAAAGAUAUCCUACAUUUCCUUGAAGCAAUGAAAAAUGGUCAUUUUGUCUUUUUUGUCGUUUUGUUUUGUUUUGUUUUGUUUUGUUUGUAAUGAAUCUGUAUAUGUUGAUGGAGUCUGUUGAGAAGUCUUUGUUUUAAAGCACUGAUAAUGCUACUGCUUCCACACACUAUGUUUGCCACACUAACACUAGGCCCCUCUUCCUAGGAUGUUGCAAGAUUGGGUCUUGGGUUAUAAUGACAAAUGUCACAUAGACUAAAGCAAUGGAUAUACUGUCUCGUCUCAAACUGCUGUCAAAUCACAACCGCUGUGAAGUGCACGCGUUAGCUUUCUUACUGCCUAGUUAAGUCACUUUGUAGAAAACAAUAAAAAACUCGUUAUAAAAAAAAAACGUUAGAAGCACCACCUGAACCUAUUUUGAGUUUGAAGCACCUUUGAGCGUUUUCUCCCUCCUCUCUAUGACUCCAGUGCAUCUCGCUGCACUAAAUGAAGAGUAAGGGGCAGAAGCUUCCGGAAAUGUGGAGCUGUUCAGUUGGAGGUCUUAUGGGCUAGUAAGGCCCUCGUAGCAUUGGGAAGGGUGUCAUGUCUCAGAUACGUUGUUCGAAAACUAGCUUCUCUUUUACGGCUUUGACUUGCUCUUAUUCUGUACGUAUUUAAACACAUUUGUUUCGCUAGUGGAUGUCUGUGUUUAUUUUUAGCAAUAUUUUCAAACAACUUAUGAAUGCAUUUUAAACAUACUGAAUUAAGGUAUUGGUGGGAAUUUUUUUUAUAUAAGGAAAACUGGAAUGUCUUUGCUAUGAAUGCAUUGUUUUAAUGGGAUAACGUUCUUUUUAAAUGAAAUUUUAUAUUCUGUGCAGACUAACAAAACAAAACGCCUGGCUUUUUUAUUUUGGCAAGCUGUAGACUCAACGCACGACAAAUGUGACCAGGUUACCUGACUCUGCAUUUUUAAAUCACAGAACGUGUCAGGAUCUUUUUUUUUUAUUAUAAGGUUUUGCUGAUAGAUCGCCCCUCUUAAAUCUGACAUUUGCAUGUUCUGUGUGCAAUCUAAUCUCCUGUAUGACUCACUGAUGGCUCUGUCAUCUGUGUUUGGAUCAGCAUUGAGAUGAAUACUAGAGCCGUUUGAGUGGCCACAGAAAUUUGAUCUCCAUUUUUUUAUUGUCAUCUUCCGUUUAUUUUUAGUUUGUUAAUAUUUGUUUUAUAUGUUAAUGAACUGGACGAGUAUGGGAAGCAGUGUUUCUCAGAUCACACUGUGGGGUCAUGACAGAUUUCAGACCUGGGGUUGUUAGGGAUGAUAUUUAAGUAAAAGCAAAUCUAAUUAGAAAUUAAA
Messenger RNA from Clupea harengus (Atlantic herring), 6746 nucleotides. It is a transcript of the gene plch2a, whose product is annotated as phospholipase C, eta 2a. NCBI's taxonomy places the organism in Eukaryota, Metazoa, Chordata, Actinopteri, Clupeiformes, Clupeidae. The record is from RefSeq and is a predicted model, not a curated record. Gene Ontology annotation, biological process: phosphatidylinositol metabolic process; phosphatidylinositol-mediated signaling; release of sequestered calcium ion into cytosol. Gene Ontology annotation, molecular function: phosphatidylinositol-4,5-bisphosphate phospholipase C activity; calcium ion binding.